Molecule: messenger RNA, 1856 nt
Organism: Phragmites australis (common reed)
Lineage: Eukaryota; Viridiplantae; Streptophyta; Magnoliopsida; Poales; Poaceae
Product: protein S-acyltransferase 8-like
Exons: 5
Coding region: 247-1533 (428 amino acids)
Biological process (GO): protein targeting to membrane; peptidyl-L-cysteine S-palmitoylation
Cellular component (GO): Golgi apparatus; endoplasmic reticulum
Molecular function (GO): protein-cysteine S-palmitoyltransferase activity
Source: RefSeq, a predicted model, not a curated record
CCGUUUUACACCUCACGACACCCUCCCCCACGCACAAAGCCGACGCAAGCAAGCAGCUCUGCUUUCCUUUCCCUGCUCGGCCUCGCCGCUUCUCCCUUCUCUCAACAGUUCCUCGCUUUUCGUCCGCUUUUCCUUUUUUCAAAUCGCCCUUUCUCGCGUGCGCGUGUGGAUUCCUUCGUGCUCGCCGCCGGUCUGGGGGCGCUCGGAUGAGGCGGCGCUGAAACGGAGCAGAACCCCUCGGCGCCCAUGGCGCAGCCGCAGCGAGUUUACGAGACAUGGAAAGGGAACAAUAAAUUCUUCUUUGGUGGGAGGCUGAUAUUCGGACCUGACGCCAAGUCCCUGAUCCUGUCGAUUUCGCUCAUCGUAGUCCCGGUUCUGGUCUUCUGCGCGUUUGUCGCGCGACAUCUCUGCCACCGGUUCCCUGAUUACAACGCGGGAUAUGCCAUUCCGGCGGUAGCAGUAGUGUUUAUGAUCUAUGUGCUCGUGUUGCUCUUGAUUACCUCGGCUCAGGAUCCUGGGAUCGUGCCUCGCGCAGCGCAUCCACCGGAGGAAGAGUUUGCGUAUGGGAAUCCAUUAUCUGGGGGCACUCCUGGGAGGCUGCAAUUCCCUCGUAUAAAGGAAGUAAUGGUCAAUGGGAUGCUUGUGAAAGUAAAGUAUUGCGACACCUGCAUGAUUUACCGGCCUCCUCGGUGUUCACACUGUUCGAUAUGCAACAAUUGCGUGGAGCGCUUUGACCAUCAUUGCCCCUGGGUUGGACAAUGCAUUGGGCAGCGCAAUUACCGGUACUUUUUCCUGUUUGUUUCUUCCUCGACUCUUCUCUGCAUUUAUGUAUUUGCAAUGUCAGCGUUGUACAUCAAGUUUAUUAUGGAUGAGGGUUAUCCGACAGUAUGGAAGGCUUUGAAACACUCUCCAGCUUCUUUUGGACUUCUGAUAUAUUGUUUUAUUGCUCUCUGGUUUGUUGGUGGACUCACUGGAUUUCAUCUGUACCUCAUUAGCACCAACCAGACCACUUAUGAGAACUUUAGAUACAGAUCAGACAGCAGGCCUAAUAUCUAUAAUCAAGGAUGUCUGAAUAACUUCCUAGUAGUCUUCUGCAGUAAGACAAAACCUUCUAAACACAAGUUCUGGGCCUAUGCACAAGAGGAAGUGCGACCUCCAGCAGUUAACUUUGGGAGGGAGGUAGAAGAGGAACCAGCUGGCGGUCCUCGGUCGAAAGUUGAAGAUGAUCUUGAAAUUGGUAGUGAUCUCUUGAAGAUCUCUCAGAGGCGCAAUUACGAGGAUGUUGAUGUUGAAAUGGGAGGUCGUCACAGCAAUGAGAUGGAAGGCGUAGCCAAUGCCAAAUUUGCGAUAGGUUCAGAAUCGCAAAUCCCUGCAUUUGGAAGUGAUGUACGAGUACGGCACUCGAGCUGGGAUCGGAGAAGUGGGAAUUGGGACAUGCCAUCAGAUGUACUUACAAGAAGUGCAUCAGAUGUAAUCGAAAGGAGUGUGUUGGUCACGGAGGCUGCACCUCCAUCUCAAACAGGAAUUCGCUAGUCAAUUAUUUGUGAUUUCAGAACAUGUGUCAGCAAUUUGGAUCACAAGGUCGUUUAAUUCAUGAUGGCACACCCAGAGAGCAAGGAAGAAAUGCCCGUCAUGCAUUUUGACUUUGACCGCCUUGAUUGGUUAUUUUCGAUCCUUUUCAUGUAUGAACAAUUAUUUUAGUCAAAGAAUUGGCGCAAUUGGGGUCUUGUAUUCGUGUCUUUGUGCCAUAGUCUCAUCUGACAUUGUGUGCGUGGUCCUCUCUGUAAAUUGCCGAUGCAGGAUUCUCAGAUCCAACUUGUCAACGAUUGGAAAAUUAUUGAUCUAACGAAUUUAUU